AUGAAGGCGCUGUAUGGAUAAAUAUUUAGGCUGCACAAGUUGUUGGAGGAGGUAACGAGCAGUUUUCUUACAUCAGACUUCUCAGUAGAUAUACUGUAGUUGCUUUGAGAUGUUCCCAAUCCUGACACACGGAAAUUAGAUCUAAAUAGUUUGAAUAGUGAAAUAAGACAGCAAUAAAAAAAAACUGCACACUGGUAGUAUUCUCAGGAAGGUCGCAUUCUGCACUGGUAGUAUUCUCAGGAAGGUCUGCAUUCUGCACUGGUAGUAUUCUCAGGAAGGUCUGCAUUCCUAGAAGAGUUGAAAAAGAAUACAUCCAAAAGUGUGGACGAUCCCAUUUUCCUAAUAUACAGUAAUAAAAUGUUUUCUCUAUAAUAAUAAUAAUAAUAAGCCAUUUAGCAGACGCUUUUAUCCAAGCGACUUACAGUCAUGCGUGCAUAAUUUUUUUUUUGUGUAUGGGUGGUCCCGGGGAUCGAACCCACUACCUUGGCGUUACAAGCGCCGUGCUCUACCAGCUGAGCUACAGAGGACCACAAUAAAUAUCUAUAAUAUCUAUAAUAUGUACUACCCAUACACAUAUCAUUGUUUUAAGAUAGUAAUAACAUGGACCAACAAGCUAUUAAGUAAUAAAAAUGUGUCUGUCAUCAUACAGAUUGGGGUAUAACAGGGGUGAUCAAGCAGCGCUCCACCUCCUCCAUUCUUUGUCCGUCUCCCCGACACUGCCAGCUCUCCCCAGGUACAAUCUCCACAGGUACCCUCACCAAAAGCCAAUCGGAGUGUGACCAGCAUGCCGCCGCCACCCAGAAGAACCCGGCUAAGAACACUCAAUCUUUCCCCCUCUGGUCACACAGAGCUUGCACCUCCCCUGACAAACGGCCUCAUUCUCCGUCCAAGACGUCGCACCCACACGCUUCACACAGAUUUUCUGUCCCCAUCCCACCUCCUGGCUCCCGGCACUCCUGCCCAGCUGAGGCAGACCCAUCCGCAUGUCCACCCCAGGUCCCCAUUGACUGACCAGGCAAAGGUCAAGGAUAAGGUCAAGAGGUCAGAGGUUGCAUCGUCUGAGGAAUUGUCUGAGGAAGUUCAACGGAGAGGCGCAGAAAUUGAGAAUAUGUAUAAAGCGCAGCUGAAAGAGAGGAUGGCCCAAAAGGAAAAGGAAGAGAUUCUGAAGAAAAGGAUAAACAACUAUGACAAGAACGAUGACACUGAGGCCUCCUGCUCCUCUGCAGUAGGACAAUCGAAGACCCCUGCCACAGCCCCCGAGCGUCCGGCCAGCCCAGAGGCCACCACAGAUGCCACGCCAGUGGCCGUCCAAGAGGACACUCAGGGGGCCACCCAGCAGGACCUAGCAGAGGUUUGUGAAUGUGCUCAAGAGGCAGUCAUCUGACCUAUACCUGCCUGACGACGUUUGUGAGGAUUCACUCACGUGGAGCUCCAUUUACGAGGAGCUGUGCCCACUUGCUCACAGGGUGAACUCAGAAGCUGACUACAAUCAAGGCGCUCUGCGACACCACUGAGAAGGCUGUGACGCCCUUGCGCUUGUCUCAGGAGGAUGUGUCUCAGAGUAUGAGUGAGGACACAAGUGAGGAGGGGAGUAGUGAAAGUGAGGAGAGCAUGAGUGGACAACAACAGAGAUGUCUACACAGGGAUCCUUAUGGUGAGAGGGAGAGGAAGAAGAUUGAUAGUCGUACAAUGGAAGGGAGAUAUGCAACCGCAAAUGCAAUGUCUAUGAUGGCGAGCCUAGGGAAAGAAGAACUUAAUGCCAUGAGCUACGCAGAGAGGAUUAAAUAUUUCAAGGACGAGGCUAAGAAAAAUGAAGAGAUGUUGAAGAUGAAAAGUGGGAAGGAAAAAAAAAGGAAGGCGGAGAAAGAAAGGGAAGAAGAGGAAGAAAUCGGUUGA
Coregonus sp. 'balchen' is the source of this 1896-nucleotide messenger RNA. The record is from the annotation of a GenBank genome assembly. NCBI's taxonomy places the organism in Eukaryota, Metazoa, Chordata, Actinopteri, Salmoniformes, Salmonidae.